GCAACACUUUUCAAAAAUUAAUUAUCAAAACAAACUAAUCAAAACAAGCCGCGUUAAAAAUGAAUGAUUUUCCUGGGUGCAUAAAGUUUACAAAUAUAAGCACUAGCUAUGCGUUUGUUUGUAGGAUUUUAGAGAAGCAAUGUGGAAUUCAACAGCAGAGUGCGACCUUCGACUUCCAGUUUGAGGAGCUACUCAAAAUCUUAAAUGCCCAGGAAAAGUUCCUACUCUCUAGGUACUUCAGCCAGAUGCCUACAAACGUUGGAAGUUACCGGGUUCUCCUGCAACUCCAGAAUCUUCAAAUACUCACGGCCUCAGAGUAUAUCCUAAGAAGGGAACAUUCGGACCAACUGUUAGUGGACUUGGUCAUCUUUCUGGAAUCUGAGUUCGACCUUCUGGAGGACCUCUUUAUGACCGCGGCUUAUAAUGCUACUUGUAGAUUAAAAUUGACUGCAAUCCUGGAAAGCGCCUUGGGUCACCUGUACGCCGGCUUAGUAAGCAAUCCCAAAAUAAGCGAAUUGGCAUAUGUGGACUUCUUGCCAAAAUCCUUGCCAGACGAUGCCCUGGCUGUUUGCAUAAAUAUGCAUUUAAAUACCGUACUGCAAUUGCAUCAAGUUGAGGAAAUAAACGAAGCAUUCGCCAAUUUCAGUGCCUGGAUAAAUGAAGGCGUAGAUGAACUUACGUUUGUAAAGCAUCUCUCAGAAAAGCUCUUUGCCAGCCACCAACAAGAUGCUCUGCAAUUCAUCUUUAAGUAUUCCAACCAGGAGAACUUCGUGGAUUGGAAGUUUUACCUUAUUUUGGUGCAAUCCAUAGCUAGUAUUGCCAAAUCGGAAACCCAAGCCUAUAUUAAAAAGUAUCUUAAAGGUCGGGUGUUGCACACCGCAAACACAGGUUGCUUGAAGUCAUUUCUGCAUUUGUUGCUCACUGCCAGAGCUGCUUCAGCAACAACCAUGGACAUCCAGAGCAAUUUAGACAACUAUGCUAAAUGGUACAAGCAAAAUAUUGGUGAAAUGACUUACCUCAUGACCACAGAAAAGUUUCACUUAAUGCUGGGCCUGCUGGAGCAGUCUUUGUUCUAUGAGAAGGAGCUAGCAUAUCUGGAGGUCCAUGCGUCUAUUGCCAUUUCUCCUGGAGGGCGAUUGGUACAGGCUUUCAAAACCAAGUGUCGGUCGCAGGUCUCUUUUCUGAAAUCAGAAGCGAAGCGGCAAUCUGCCAAAUAGUAUAUUUUUAUUGGAAUCCAGAAAAAUCAAGCAUGCAAAAAUUAUUACAAACGCUAAAAAUAAUUUAUAUGUA
This is a messenger RNA of Drosophila ananassae, 1290 nucleotides long. RefSeq lists its product as uncharacterized. The record is from RefSeq and is a predicted model, not a curated record. NCBI's taxonomy places the organism in Eukaryota, Metazoa, Arthropoda, Insecta, Diptera, Drosophilidae. The coding region runs from base 60 to 1217 and encodes 385 amino acids. The transcript is spliced from 9 exons.